Messenger RNA from Ornithorhynchus anatinus (platypus), 2311 nucleotides. RefSeq names its product ADP-ribosylation factor-like. Bases 604 to 1173 code for a protein of 189 amino acids. Gene Ontology annotation, biological process: intracellular protein transport; vesicle-mediated transport. The transcript has a single exon. Gene Ontology annotation, molecular function: GTPase activity; GTP binding. Gene Ontology annotation, cellular component: cytoplasm. The record is from RefSeq and is a predicted model, not a curated record. NCBI's taxonomy places the organism in Eukaryota, Metazoa, Chordata, Mammalia, Monotremata, Ornithorhynchidae.
UAAACAGACAGUGAGUACACAGUCUCGAGGGAGUUUACAGUCUAGAGAAACACAGUAAGUGCUUGGCGAUCACUACCGAAACAGAGGCAGAAACUGAAACCCAGUAGGUUCCCCCUAGCACUUGAGCUGUCAAUUAAAAAUUCCCUCAGAUCACCCCAGGUAACUGCCCUAGGCUUCAGCAGGCUCUUAGGUUGUCCGGAGGAAUGACCCCUAUCAGUGUGGUCUGUAGAAAAGUAGGCCUGCCUGGAGGUUGGGGGAUGGAAGAACUCUGAGAAUCCACCACACAUCCUGCACUGACAACUCAAAAAUAAUGAUGUGGCAGGAAGCCGACCCCCAAAACAUCCAGGAAGCGCCUGGGAAUCCCCCUGCCUGCAUCAGAAGCUCCUAUGCUGUCGGCAGCCAACAAGACACUUCCGGAUGAUGCUCCUCCCUCUUCAGCCUGGGCUGAGCCAAUGAGAACAGGCUGGAGGAGAAAUAAAGCAGUCUUAGCCACCAGAGGCAGGAUCCAGGCAAGGAGACCGCAACCCCUCCAAGCAGAAGGCAGCCGACGGCCACCCAUCCGACCCCUGCUAGCCCGUCGGUGAUCGGGAAGACUGAAGAACCAUGGGGAUCUUGCUGACCCGGCUCUGGAAUGCCCUGGCAGGGUUCUCGGGGCUGCAGGCCCGCGUUCUGCUACUGGGCCUGGAUGCGGCAGGCAAGUCCACCAUCCUGCACAGGUGGAAGUUUAACGAGGCUGUCCACACCAUCCCCACCGUGGGUUUCUCCGUGGAGACCCUGGAGCUGCCGGGUCACGUCACCUUCACCGUGUGGGACGUAGGGGGCCAGAAAAGGAUCCGGGCCCUCUGGAGGCAUUACUACGCCAACACCGAGGGGCUGGUGUUUGUGGUGGACAGCACCGACCUCGAGAGGUUCGGAGAAGCCGCAGCUGAGCUGGAGGCCAUCCUGGACCACGAGGAGAUGUGUGGCGUCCCCUGCCUCGUGCUGGCCAACAAGCAGGACCUGCCUGGGGCCCACAGACCCGCUCAGGUAGCCGAAGCACUGGGACUGCGGAAACGACAGGGGCACAGCUGGCACGUGCAGGGCUGCUGCGCAGUGAGUGGGGAGGGGCUCGUGGAAGGCCUCAAGAGGCUGUCAACCAUGGUGAAGCAGCACCGGGCAGGCUGGGUCAAAUAAAGUGCGUUCCAGGGAGGAUUAGCCAAGAUGCAAGUAGUGGAGCCUGCCCAGGCAUCCCCAGAGAGGUGAUCCUCCCUCCCCAACCCCAGAUCUCUUCUUAGCUAGAAGCCUGCUUUCAGCAAAGGAGUCAAAAGGUUUCCCACCGACACCGCAGAGAGGUUCAAGGGAACCCCAUUUUGAAUAUGACACUGACAACAGUGACUUUCAUCCACACCGGUGGGGGAAGGGGAAGAUGGAUGGACCGUUGCCGAUCCCUUCCAGGGUCCUGCCAAGAUGGCCCCGUGCAACAUCGAUUCAUGUACUAUCGUUUUCACCUGUGCCUCCUGGACAACCUAAGAGCCUGCUGAAGCCUAGGUCAUUUAUAAUUAUAAUGAUGGCAUUUAAGUGCUUACUAUGUGCAAAGCACUGUAUCUGAGGUGAUCUGAGGGAAUUUUUAAUUGACAGCUCAAGUGCUAGGCAGACCUACUGGGUUUCAGUUUCAGCGUGUUCCAACAGUGAUCAUUGAGCAUUCACUGUGUUCCUCUAGACUGUAAGCUCACUGUAGAUGCUAUACUCAUUGUGGGCAGGGAAUGUCUGUUUAUUGUAUUGUACUCUCCCAAGCUGUUCUGUACCACUCUGCUGCCUGCUCUGUUCUCCCUCCUCCCAACCCCAUGUGGCUACAGGCAUCUUUUCAGCACCCAGCUCACUAAAGACUUCACAGCUCCACAGAAGGCUCCAACCGGCCAUUUCCAGGCCCAGCAGCUCCUGCCAUUCCUAUUGGAUGCCAAUACUAGAACAGUCCCUUCCAGCCCCCACCCUGUUGGUGGGGAGUAUUAGGGACAUGAGACCCCAUGGGUGUCUGAGAAGGGGAGCACCCCACUUGUAUCAUUCCUCUAGUUUGUACUUGCCUCCACCCCUGCUUACCCUCAGCCUCUAGUCUCACCCCCUCCCAAGAUGGCUCUGAGAAAAACACUGGGGAAAAGGAAUGCCAGACAGAUCCAUUCAUCAUAUAACCAGGCCCCAUGCCAGGUCAGAGCCCAAUUUCUCAUGGGUGCAGUUGAAGGGUUGGGGAGGGACUUGUGAAGGCCACAGGGGCUGGCUCCACUCACCUAGAUGUCCAAUUAAUCCCUUGCUUUCAAUAAAACCAAUGUGACUAUAA